CAGCAGAUAUCCUGACGGGGAUUUGGGGUCUGUCUCCCUUUGAUGUAUGGGGGAGGCCAGUGAAGUUGUUCAAACCAUGCCAAUCGUGUGCAAUUCGCUCAGUCUCGAUCGGUGUAGCAUGCGUGGUGGAGCUGUCGUUGUCCAGCGAAUACUUGAAUUACCGUCGUUUCGGGUUCCAGUCGAAGUGCGUUGGUGAAGCUGCUGCAGGUUGUGCGCUCAAGUUUUGCUGGGUUGCCAUGGAUUUCGACUCAAUACUGGAUAUGUGCGAUGGGUUCGGUGCGUACCAGAAGAUCAUCAUCGGGGUGCUGCUGUUUCCCGCCACGUUUCCGUGCGCUUUUCACGCUUACAGCCAAUUAUUUUUAGCAGCAAAGCCGAACCACUGGUGCAAAGUGCCACAAUUCGACGGGUUUGACAACCAUUUAGCGGAUCUACUGAAAAAUAUUAGCAUACCCCAGCUACCAUACUCGGACGGUACGACCGGGUACUCCAAAUGUUCCAUGUAUUUGCGCAACUAUUCCGAAAUUGCCAGUCACUUACGUUCGGCGGCUGGAAAUGUGUCCUUGGAGCAGUUGUCACCCCCGAACGGUAUCACCAGCUGCCGGCACGGCUGGUCCUACGAUCAAUCCAUCUUCAACUCAACCGUAGUAACGGAUUGGAAUUUGGUAUGUGAUCGAGACUUUGACACUACGACGGCAUUGAUGGUGUUCGGUGUUGCCGGUUUGAUCGGUAAUCUCGGCUUCGGGUACAUGCAGGACUACUGGGGACGGAAGCUUUCCUUCUUCCUUUGCCUGGUGGUGCAGGUAACGGCCGGUGCAGUUGGUGCAGCCAUGUGGAGCUACGGAUCGUGGUUGGUGACGCGCAUCGUCGUGGGACUAACCGUACCGGCAAUCCUGUCGAGUCCUUACAUGUUGGCGAUCGAGCUAGUCGAACCAAAGCGUCGCAACUUUUGCACCAUCAUCUCCAACAUUGCGUACUCUGUCGGGCUGGUGCUGCUGUCGGUGAUCGUGUACUACGAACGUGACUGGCGCUCCCUGUCGAUCGCCGUUUCCCUCCCGCUGUUGGUUCUGUUUCUCUUCUACACACUGAUCCCGGAGUCACCGCGCUGGCUUGCCGCCCGUGGCAAGUACAGCCAGGCACAGCGGAUUCUUCUCAAAAUGGCCAGGGUGAAUGGAAAAACGAUCGACGACGGCUAUCGGAAGCUGCUGGACGAGCGUAUCAAGGCACUGUCGCUGGAAGAUGCUCCGGAACAUCCGGCCACAGACGAGACGGCAAACUCGCACGCGCACGAAAUAGGGCUGCGGCAUCUUUUCGACAAGCCGCAGAUGCGCCGCAAGACCACGUUCGUAGCGUUCAUCUGGCUGACCAACACGAGCGUUUACGUGGGCCUGAGCUACUAUGCGCCAGCGCUUGGGGGAGACGAGAUCUUUAACUUCUUCCUGGCCGGGCUGGUAGAGCUGCCGACGUACAUUGUGCUGUGGCCCAGCCUGAACCUGUUCGGGCGCCGGGGUGUACUGUUUACCACGAUGGUGAUCGGUGGGCUGGCCUGUGCAUUCACGAUCAUUCCGCAAGGUCGCACCACCACGCUCAUACUGUACUGCAUCGGCAAAAUGGGUGUUUCGUCCGCGUUCGUCGUCGUUCCGCUGACCGCAUCGGAAAUCUAUCCAACCGUGAUACGCGGGCUGGGAAUGAGCUUCUGUUCUGUCGUCGGCAUGCUCGGCCCGAUCGUCAUACCGCUGAUGAACUACACGGGCAAGGAAAACGUGGCCAUUCCGUUGGUCAUAAUGGGUCUCGCGCUGACGGCCGGCGGUAUAGCGAGUUUGUUCCUGCCGGAGACGAAAAACAUGCCACUGCCCCAGACGCUGGCCGAUGGGGAAAAGAUCACACUGACCAACCCGUUUCAGGUUCCGUUCUACAGCAGGAAACGAACGCACCCGGUGAAACAGUAGCAGUAACCGCGCGCGCAGCAGUAGUGUUCGGAAAAGUCCCACGCGCAACGUACAGGGCGUUAUGCGCGUGGGGCACUAAAGCGUUGGAUGUUUCAUUUACAGUAAGAGUUGGUUUUAUUGUUAAAAAAAACGCAGGAAAAUGUACACACUUCAUUGCAAUGCGCAAGAUGUGUGAGUGUGUAUGUUGUACGUUAUUCGCUAAAUGUUUGUCUGCUUGAUUAUCAAUAACUAUUGCACGCUCGCCGAUUUGCUGUAGCAGCUAGCUCUGUUUCCACUUUAGUUGGUAAGUUAUUAGAAUCAUGUUCCAUAUAUCUUCUAUUGUCAAACGAUGGCUGCACACCACACACGCACGCAUACAUAAUUGUUUUCUCAAAAAUACUACACACCGAUUGGACUCGUUGGUUUUUUGGUUUCACUGGGUUUGCUCUGUUAGCGUUUCUCCAAUUCUAUUUGAUUUUAUUUUUAAUCUUCUUCUUAUAGAUUCGUUUCUUAAAUAGUGUUUUCAUCUCCGUUAUCCAGUAUUUAUGUUAUCAGGGAAAACAUUAUAUAAAACAUUAUACUGUUCUGUGUAGGUGUAUCGAUGGAUAAUAUAAUAUGAUUUUUUUUAAAUAUUGGACUGGUUUGGUAUUUGUUUUUGCAACUGUAAGUAACGCUUGUAAAGAUAUUCUUAUCCGCAAAGCCAUUCACAGGAGAGCCCGCCCGCCCUCUCCAAGCAUAUUCGUAUGGAGAAUUCGAACGAACGAACGAUGGUUUCAUGGGUAAAUAAAUAGAUCAUCACCAUUAUUACAUGGAGCAGCUAGCAACAUUACACACACACACUGAAGCAUCUGCACGCUGUAUAGAUAAAGGUUUGGUUUGCUGCUGCAGUGACAUUUGGUGGUGUACAACAAUAUUUGGUAGUUAUUAUCAUUAGUACGAGGGGGUACAUUUCAAAAGGGCACAUGCUUAAAAUAUAUAUUUGCCUUACACCGGAACACAGCUCCUAGCGGUACGAAAUCUGAAAACAUCGUUUGUAUGUAUGUUAGCCUCACUGGUAUCAUCUUUUUUGGAUCUCGUUUCUACAAGCCCUUAUCACAAACAUUGCGCCUCGGAAAAAAGUCGUAUGAAUCACCACGUACUGGUUAAGUUCGCGUUUUCUUCUUCAGACACCAACAAAAAAACAAUCUGAUAACAUGCGUUUGAUAACAGUACAAGCAACGCUAGCAAUGGUAAAGAGGAAACAAAAUUCCGUACGCAAUUCGACACUGGAUUCUAUUCAGCGUGUUUCUUAUAGCUGUCGUAUAUUUUUGUUAAGUUUCUGCUUGUUUCUUAGUUCAUCAAUUAUUCCACCACCGUAUUUAUAUGCUGUAUGCGUGAAGGUGCAAUAAUGCGAGUCCAAAUGCGGGCUCACCCCUUCUAACAAGGCUUCAAAACAAAAACAAAAAAUGUAACGUUUGAAUCACUCCCAGACGUUCCAUCGUAACCUCACAACACAAAGCAAGAUAAGCCUCACGGCAUUCGUAUGACACGGUGCAAAAACUGUCAACGCUUAUCGUUUAGGGGGAAAGCUUAAGUAGCAUUAUUCCGGGUGCGACUUUAUACGGUGAUGAAAUUUAUAUGCAGGGCAGAUUAUAUUCCACCUUCAAGCGGCAAAUUAUUCUUACCGAAUGCAAUCAAAAGAAGAAGAAAAAAAAUAACGAAAGAUGUUGAAAAAGAAAGAAUUGAGAACCUUUUAAAUUCAGUCAUAAAUUCAAAGGGUUCUCACACAUGUUAAUGGAUGAGCGUAAGCAGAGAUUCGUACGCGCAUCUUGUGUUUGCAUAGCAGCUUAGCUCAAACGGUAAUUAGAAACACCUAGAGUGAGGGGGGAAAUUAUUCCACGCACACAAACACACAUAUGGCAUAGUGGGUUAUCAAUCUAACAACGCUGCAUUAGAAAUCCAAUAUUAUCCGAUAAAAGCUGACCCGAAACAAAAGCAAGGAUGCAGCUCCAAUUCGUACCACAAUUCAAUUCGUUUGGAAUGAACGCUUGAUAGUCAACGAAAGAGUUAAUGAAACUAACAAAACAAAAAAAAAAA
Anopheles arabiensis is the source of this 4001-nucleotide messenger RNA. Its product is annotated as beta-alanine transporter. Gene Ontology annotation, biological process: transmembrane transport. Gene Ontology annotation, cellular component: membrane. Lineage: Eukaryota; Metazoa; Arthropoda; Insecta; Diptera; Culicidae. The transcript has 8 exons. The record is from RefSeq and is a predicted model, not a curated record. Gene Ontology annotation, molecular function: transmembrane transporter activity. Bases 237 to 1946 code for a protein of 569 amino acids.